AUGUGCCAGCACGGCGCUUGCUCCUUCCGUCCGGCUCAAGCCUACAAUGAACGAAAAUUUGACCGACCACCGGUGCUUCUGAUCGAUAUCAAGUCGCCAUGCAUAUUCGGCGUGUUGUUUUUGAGCUCUCCGUUUGGUGAGCUUUUCCGUGAGUGUGAGCGGCAGUUCUUCUCAGCUGCUGGCACUCUGCCCGCUCCGACUCCCCCUUACAAGCCUUCUUCUUCUUCUGAGCUUGCGCCGAAAUUAGUUUUGUUCGAAUUCCGUUUUUAAAUUGCAUCUCGUCGUCUUCUUCUUUGUCUGUAGAGGUUGUUUUGAAAGUAUUUUCUGAAGUUUUACGCAUAUUUUUUUUUUUCACCUCGCUAUAUUAAUUAUUUUCACAUAAUUUUUGGCCUAUCAUUUGAAGACUCAACAUUUUUUUCCCAACCUUCAUUCAACUUCUUUGCUUCGCAACCGAUAUUAGUUUCACUCAUUUUUUUAUUUCUUUUUUUUUUACUCACAUGUUUCCUCCGAAUUUUUUUCAUAAACUUCCAUGCGAAAUCUCUUUUUCUGUAUAUUUUAUGUUUUUUGACCCGUCUAAUUGAAGAUCAUGCAACAGAACGCAAACAAAGCUGUGAAUCUCAUAUUUAAGCUCAUUUUCAGUUUCAACGAUAUUUUGCAAGUUCCGAAAAUACUGAAAUCAUUUUUAAUAUGAACUUAUCUCUUUGAAAAUUCCUAGGUUUUUUCUCAUUUCAUAGUAAUUUUUCCGCGUUUUAUCAACCUGUCAAAAAAUUUAAAAGUUAACUACUAGAAAAUUGGAUUGAAUAAAUGAACUGAAAACUUAAAGAAACCCCGAAAAUAUGGAAGAUGUGGAGCAUCCGACCGAAAAGCCAGCUGUUGUUGUGAGUGGCCCAAAUCGGCAACUCAAAUUUUGUCCCUUUUUCGCUUUUUUUCUUUUUUCUUGUUUUGUUGCUUCCGUCCGCGUUGUUCAGCUUCCUUGUAAUAUUGGCAAAAUUGAGUUUAUCUUGUUCGUGAUUUGGUCGCUUUAAAUUGAGAAUAAAUUGAGGGUGAACAAUCCUGUGAAAAUACCAAUUUUUUUGCUUUUUAGUCUCAUUUUUCUUACUUGUAACUUGAUAUUUAAUAAUGAUCCAUAAAAGGUAAAUUUCAAAGUCCCCCUAAGGAGAUAGUUAGCUUUACCCGCCAUUUCGAUCCCAAUAGUUUCUAUUCAUCAAAAAAUUGACAAAAUCCUUCGAAGCAAUUGAAGAUUAUUUCAAGCUCCGGAUUCUUACGCGUUUACGGUCGAAAACUACUUCAUAGAGAAAAAAAGCUAAUUCUCAAAAUUUAACUGUCUAGAGCCAAAACGAGUUAGACGUUAUCUAAUUUUGAUAAAACUUCGUUUGAAAGAUUUCUAGAAAAUUUGUGCUUGCAGCUUUGAAAACUUGGGGAAAAAAUCUUAUUGUAACUUCAUUGCUUCUCAAGCUUUCUCUCAAUAAAAAAAAAUUUUUUCGUAGUCAAUUGAUGGAUGGAUUGAAACUUGCAGAAAUAUUCUUCUGAUAACAGAUAACAAAUGUUUUUUCAUGCGCUUUCUAGUCGAGCUAUGACGCUAUGAAAAGGCUCAAAUUCAAAAUUUCUCCACAGAGUUCAUAGAGCAUCAACUUUAGGUCUAACAUUUUUGGCUUUAAGAUAGAAGCGGCAAAAAAACCUUUCUAAUGUUGAUUCAAUUUAACCACCGGUCAAUAGAAACCUUUUGGUUUCAGCCUAAACAUUUUGAAGUUUUUUCAGGUGUGAGGAUAAAUGCCGAAAUCGAAAAUUUGCUUUUCUAGUGAUAACGUUCGUUUUUGUGAUUAGAAAUGACUUCACUUUAUCUGUGCAAAUGAAAAGAAGCAGCCUCUGGUAUGAUCAUUAUGUAUAAACAGCUCUGCUUGGUCAAUUUUUUUCUUGAGAUUUUGUUGAUUUUUUCAAAGCAUAAGUCACAAAAAACGCUUUCUGACAGCUUAUCAAUGUUCUCGUGUUCAUGGCUAAUAUCGUGAUCGUUUUUUUCAAUGUUUGAAAUUGUUUGACGGUUUUAUUAAGGUCUGGAUAGAAGGUCAAGUCCACACGAUGAUGAACGGACGCGCCGUCCGUUCAGUACUCAUUCGUAAUAAUCGUCAAGAAAAUGGAUCCGUCGAUCAUGUUAGUUUCUCUUUUAUAGUCUUCGAAGAAGCGAAGAGUUACGCGUUAAUUUUUUUGUCACGUAAAUCCUUUUUCGAAAUUAAUAGUUUUGUAAUAAGAUGUUAUUCAAAAGCUUAAUUCUCACGUCUCUGUAUGUGUACUUUGAAGAAUCAUGAUCUGGGUUUUAAUGAGAAAAAAAAAUUUUAAAAUAUUACUAAAAAAUUGCUAAAAUCGAUCAGAAGCCCCUUCAACCUUUUUACCAUCUCACAUAGUAAAAAAGAAUUUUAGGUUCCACGAUCAAUACAGUUUGAUGAAAGUUCGGACGAGUACAGAUGUCUUUGCAACUGUUUUCACGUGAAGACGGGUGCAUUCAUCAUCGGAUGUGUUCACAUCAUAAUGAUCCUUUUCUUUCUCGUCCACUCUUUAUUCGUCUACUUUCAACACGACGGACGCCUUCAGGAGGUUUGUUUCAGAGUUGAUUGGAAAAUAUGAACUUAGGAGCUCGGAUUAAAAGAAGAUGGUGUUUUUUUCAUUUUUUUUCCAAAUUUUUUUGGAAAGUGUCUGGAAUGAAUAAUAGAACAUUUCCGAGGUUUGACUGAAAUUUUUUUUCUGUUGUGAUAAGAUGAAAAAUAAUUAUCUUUAAAGGCUGUUUGAGAAGUUGGAGAACUGUGCAUAACGUGAGGCUCCCAAUUCCGAGUCAUAGAAAAUUGUGUCCCUUUUAACAGAAAUAAAAGCCUAAAAAUACAAAUGUGGACAUUUCGUAGAAUGUGCUCAAAAUCAUAAACGAAGGCUUAAAUCAUACUCGGGACUUGGGGGAAUUCUAGCUGAAGCGAAGAUACUCAGAGUAUCAUAAAAAUCUUCUCCGAAAACAAAAAGAAAUGAGCUUUUCCAAGAAGUAAAAAACUUUUACUGAGAAAAUUGUUCUAGUCGGAAUUCGCGAUUCCCUGCAAUUAAAUCCAAGUUAAAAAAAGGGACUUUGAAGCUUGCAAUUUCAAAAAUGGUCUUUUUGCUGCGAGGAAUCUUGAAGAUGUUCAUCUACAGCAUAAGACAAGUUUUUUUUCAAGUUUGAAAAAAAUAAAACGAUUUUUCUCGUUUCUUCCAUCUUUUUUUAUCUAGACUAUCCUGAAAAUCCAAAAAAUUUAAAAAUAAACUCGACGGUUAACAUUUCUCGAGUUUUGAAAUCUUUUGCUUCAUUUUUUUUCGCGGAGCUUAACGUUUUCAAUUUCAGGCCAGAGGAGUCAAGGAAAAUUACGUAUUCGGAUCCUUCUUAGCUGAAAUGAUCGGAUUAGCAGCUGGUACUCUAGCUGUUUUUCUUCUUUUCGUCGCGCUUUCUAGGAAUUCGGCUCUUUUAGUAGUUCCUCAUAUAGUGAUGCAGGUAACUUGAAAUAGAAAAACAGAAAAUGAGAUGUUUUUUUUUCAGGUGGUAGCGAUUUUGUGUUUCAUAUUGGUACUGGUCAGUGGCGCGAUAGCCGUGAGCACAGAUUCUGCCGUCUUUUAUCGGUUGAUAAAUGCUGCGCCUUUUAUGGAACAUCCUUCGAACAAUACUGUCGCUUUGGAUACAGGUUUUCUGUUUUGAUCUUUCGAUAUAAAAAACUGAGAUAACUGUGGCAUGCUGCCAAUGCAAGCUCUCGCUAUAAAAUCUAUUCUAAUGCGAAAUAAAUAUACCCUUCAAAAAUUUAUCUGGCACGAAUUCUUUGUUUUUCUUAAAAUUUUUGUCGAGUAUUCGUAUCGAUUUCAGGAACGAUGGUCCGGAUAUACUCGAUAUUGGUGAUCUACGCCAUCUGCUUGGCUCUGGAACUGUGGUUCGUCGUCGUCAUUUACAACUGCAACCGAUAUCUCGACGAGAGGAGCGCCUACAUGAAAUAUUGUUUAGCUUUCAGUACUCCAAUGAAAACUCUUUCAGCUCGAUGA
Caenorhabditis auriculariae is the source of this 4038-nucleotide messenger RNA. The record is from the annotation of a GenBank genome assembly. NCBI's taxonomy places the organism in Eukaryota, Metazoa, Nematoda, Chromadorea, Rhabditida, Rhabditidae.